Molecule: messenger RNA, 1630 nt
Organism: Cajanus cajan (pigeon pea)
Lineage: Eukaryota; Viridiplantae; Streptophyta; Magnoliopsida; Fabales; Fabaceae
Product: S-adenosyl-L-methionine-dependent methyltransferases superfamily protein
Source: RefSeq, a predicted model, not a curated record
GAAAAUGGGAACAUCGAAAGCCCAAUUAGGCAGCAGGCCCGCCCACAAGCGAAAACAAAGAAGAAUGAAACACGGAACCUAGGUUGCGUCAUUGCGUGUUAGAAUCGAAGAGGAAGAGGAAGAGAAAGAGAGAGCAUGAAGUUCAGAGACUCGCCGGUGAUCGAGCUUCCAGUAGGCGACGCCGUUUUGUCUUUGCAGCAAGACAACGGUUCAAUGCACGUGGGAAGCACCGUGUGGCCCUGCUCCCUCGUCCUCGUGAAAUUCGCCGAGCGCUGGGCCCCACCCUUGGACCCUAACCCCUACGCCCACGUCCUCGACUUCAAAUCGAAACGGGCCGUGGAACUGGGCACGGGAUGCGGCGUGGCGGGAAUGGGCCUCUACUUACUGGGCCUGACGGACCUGGUCCUCACCGACAUCGCCCCCGUCAUGCCGGCCCUGAAGCGCAACCUCAAGGUGAACAAGCCCAUCCUCCGCAAGGCCCUCAAGCACUCCGUUCUCUACUGGAACAACGCGCACCAGAUCGCUGCCCUCAACCCUCCCUUCGACUUCGUCAUCGCAACCGACGUCGUUUACAUUCGCGAGUCCGUCCCUUCUUUAGUUUCCGCCAUGGAAGCCCUCGUCUCCGACGACGGCGUCGUUUUGCUCGGCUACCAGCUUAGGGCUCCCGAAGCGCACCACCUUUUCUGGGAACUCUGCGAUAACACCUUCCACGUCCAGAAUGUCCCUCACGAGCAUCUCCAUCCCGAUUACGCUUACGAGGAGACCCAUGUUUAUUUUUUGAGAAAGAAGAACAAUAAACAGUGACUCAUUCUCAUACAUAGGGUAUCAUAGAAUGUUGUUCGCGCUGGUGUUUAUGUUGAUCCUCCAAAUGGUUGCCAAAAAGAGAUCCUUGAAUACUUAGAGGCGUGUUCUUGCAGCUGUAAAUGUCUUACGGGAAAAAAGGAAGUGAAUGGAGGGGAUUAAUUAUGAGAUAAAACAACCUAUAUGACUGUAUCUAAUGAUUACAUACUUUUUAUUAUUUAAUCAUAAGCUCAUUUAACUUUUUUUUUUUAUACAUUAAUAUUCAGAUUCUGGUAUGUGUCGCAUCGCAUGCGUGAGUAGGAGUGUGCAUACCUGGUUUGCAAAUUGCAAUACACUUUAUCGUAAAUAAUUGAAUAUGUAAUUCAUAGGCAGGCACAAAUUUCUUAUGGUUGAAGGUAUCAUGGCUCUGCAAGACUUGGUUUGGUGGCUUAAAGUUAGCAGAGUUGAUUGCACUACAAGUCAAUUACGCCCUCAGUAUUUACGCAGAUUUCGACUAUUUUAUUUUAGUACAAACUAGCUAGUAGCUACCUAAGAAAAGGUGCUCAAGGACAUGGCAGAUUCAGAAGACGACCAAGAUGAAGAGAAGCCGAGUGUUGACUGUUUGUGUGUACUUUGCUCUUUCUGUAUGCAAAAAUAAUUUUGUUUUCUUGCAUCGUUGAAUAUAAGUUAAUCCAUAUCCAUUAACAGUUGUUGUUCAGUCUAAAGUAGAGUGACUUCAUUAGCAUUGGCAAUAUUGUCUCUUUCCAACACUUUGGUUCUCGAAGUUGUUGACCUUCAUAUAUGUACUUCCCGAUUAAGUAAAUUAAUAUUCUAUCGAGAGUUCUUUUCA